CCCGAAUUCCGACCGCGAUUAGCAUCAUCGGACUCGGAGCGCAAGUGAGCGACUACUGACUCUUGCUGGCACUCUAGUAGUAUCACCACACAUAUAUCGUCCAAAACUUCGAUAUGGGUUCCAAAGGUCCAUCUCAAGCAGAAAUCCUCCUCCGAGUGACUUCCUCAAUCGCAGCGGAAUUGAUAAAGGCACACGAUUCAAAAGAAAGCGUGUCCCUGAAUGAAUUGAGGGCGAAGCUUUCGAAGAAAUAUGGAUAUGGGGGUGUUCCCAGACUUGUCGAUAUCAUUAGCGCAAUCCCUGAUGAGUACAAGAAAGCGUUACUACCAAAGCUACGUGCCCGACCUAUUCGGACGGCGAGUGGGAUUGCUGUAGUAGCAGUGAUGUGCAAGCCUCAUCGGUGUCCCCACAUCGCAAUGACCGGGAACAUUUGUGUUUACUGCCCGGGGGGUCCCGAUUCAGAUUUUGAUUACAGUACACAAAGUUAUACUGGAUAUGAACCAACGAGUAUGCGUGCCAUUCGGGCACGAUAUGACCCGUACGAGCAGACUCGUAAUCGCGUUGAACAGCUGAAGGCAUUGGGUCACAGUGUUGACAAGGUCGAGUUUAUUGUCAUGGGUGGAACAUUCAUGAGCAUGCCCGAGGAUUACCGGGCGAAGUUUAUCGCUCAACUACAUAAUGCGUUAUCGGGGUUCACGGGCCUUGAUGUCGACGAAGCAGUUCGUUACUCGGAACAAAGCAAAUCAAAGGCCAUCGGUAUAACUAUCGAGACCCGCCCAGACUACUGCCUCCGACCGCAUCUCAGCCAAAUGCUUCGAUAUGGCUGCACCCGACUGGAAAUCGGUGUACAGUCGGUUUACGAAGACGUUGCCCGAGACACCAACCGCGGCCACACAGUCCGCGCCGUUUCUGAAUCUUUUCACCUUGCAAAAGACGCUGGCUUCAAGGUCGUAGCCCAUAUGAUGCCCGACCUCCCAAACGUCGGAGUCGAGCGCGAUCUCGAGCAAUUCAAAGAAUUUUUCGAAAACCCGGCGUUCCGGAGUGAUGGUUUGAAAAUCUAUCCAACACUUGUCAUCCGCGGGACAGGUCUUUAUGAAUUAUGGAGAACCGGAAGGUACAAGAACUACACACCAAAUGUUCUGGUCGAUGUUGUUGCUAGGAUACUUGCCCUUGUCCCGCCAUGGACUCGAGUCUAUCGAGUGCAAAGAGAUAUACCGCUCCCUUUAGUCACGAGCGGCUGUGAGAACUCGGGAAAUUUGCGAGAACUUGCGCUCAAUCGCAUGAAAGACUUUGGUGCUGAGUGCCGAGACGUGCGGUUCCGAGAAGUCGGGAUUCACGAAAUCCACCAUAAAGUGCGACCGGAAUCGGUGGAACUAAUCCGCCGAGACUACACUGCAAAUGGAGGUUGGGAAACUUUCUUGUCCUACGAGGACCCCGAACGAGAUAUCCUCAUUGGGCUUCUACGACUUCGGAAGUGUUCAGAAGAAGGGACAUUCAGGCCGGAACUUGUCCGAAAGGAAGGUGCGGCUGGUGGUUCAAGUAUAGUACGGGAGCUGCAUGUGUAUGGGACGGCGGUACCGGUCCAUGGUCGUGACCCGACAAAGUUCCAACACCAAGGGUUUGGGACGCUGCUCAUGGAAGAGGCAGAGCGCAUAGCAAGGGAGGAACAUGAUAGCGUGAAGCUUGCUGUCAUAUCAGGGGUGGGUACACGAGACUACUAUCGCAAGCUCGGAUACGAGCUCGACGGACCCUAUAUGAGCAAGUCACUCGUAUAGUACCGUUCCUGCAUAGUAUA
Pisolithus orientalis is the source of this 1792-nucleotide messenger RNA. Its product is annotated as histone acetyltransferase ELP3. Lineage: Eukaryota; Fungi; Basidiomycota; Agaricomycetes; Boletales; Pisolithaceae. Gene Ontology annotation, biological process: tRNA wobble base 5-methoxycarbonylmethyl-2-thiouridinylation. The transcript has 10 exons. The record is from RefSeq and is a predicted model, not a curated record. Gene Ontology annotation, molecular function: acyltransferase activity, transferring groups other than amino-acyl groups; iron-sulfur cluster binding. The coding region runs from base 114 to 1772 and encodes 552 amino acids. Gene Ontology annotation, cellular component: cytoplasm; elongator holoenzyme complex; nucleus.